This is a messenger RNA of Arabidopsis lyrata subsp. lyrata, 1430 nucleotides long. Its product is annotated as plant cysteine oxidase 5. Bases 412 to 1140 code for a protein of 242 amino acids. Lineage: Eukaryota; Viridiplantae; Streptophyta; Magnoliopsida; Brassicales; Brassicaceae. The transcript is spliced from 6 exons. Gene Ontology annotation, molecular function: oxidoreductase activity, acting on single donors with incorporation of molecular oxygen, incorporation of two atoms of oxygen. The record is from RefSeq and is a predicted model, not a curated record.
GACUUGCGUUUUUAAACGACUCACAAAGCAAAAGAAAAAGAAGAAGAUCAACUUCUGAUUCCUCCGACUAACAACCAUUUCCAUCAUCGUUUUCCUCCGAUACCUUUCGUCGUCGCCGUUCUUCGGAUUUUCACUCUUCUGCUCGAAAGGUCUCUCUCAUUCCUUCUCUCAAUCCAUAACGAGCAACUUCUCUUCUCUAUAUCACUCCUGCUUCUAGUUUAGCUGCUCAUCUUCUUCUACUUGCUGCAACAACUCGAAAUCGUCAUUUCUAUUGUUCUAGGCAGUGCUUGAGAAUCACUGAAGAAGGUGAUCGCUGGUCCUUAAAGUCGAAGCAGAUACCAGUUGAUAACUCAAAGCCGUUUUGCUCAAAGUUAGGAGCUCAAGAACUUGGAGCUGUCUUCUUUUUGUAUCAUGCCAUAUUUUAUUCAGAGGCUUUUCAAUACUUGCAAGUCAUCUCUCUCACCUAAUGGUCCUGUGUCUGAGGAGGCCUUAGACAAGGUUCGCAAUGUGUUGGAAAAAAUCAAGCCGUCUGAUGUUGGUCUUGAACAGGAAGCUCAGUUGGUGCGUAACUGGCCUGGUCCCGGGAAUGAGCGUAAUGGAAACCAUAAUUCUCUGCCAGCAAUAAAAUACCUUCAGUUACAUGAGUGUGACAGCUUCUCGAUUGGAAUUUUCUGCAUGCCACCUGGGUCUGUCAUACCACUUCAUAAUCAUCCAGGCAUGACAGUGCUAAGCAAGCUUGUUUAUGGUUCUAUGCACGUGAAGUCGUAUGAUUGGGCUGAGCCUGACCAAUCAGAGCUAGACGAUCCAUUACAAGCAAGACCCGCGAAGCUAGUCAAGGAUACUGAUAUGACUGCCCCUUGCCCAGCAACCACUCUAUAUCCAACAACCGGUGGCAACAUUCAUUGUUUCAAAGCCAUUACUCAUUGUGCAAUCUUCGACAUCUUAUCUCCUCCAUACUCUUCUACUCAUGGCAGACACUGCAACUACUUCCGAAAAUCCCCAAUGCUAGACUUACCUGGUGAGAUUGAAGUGAUGAAUGGAGAAGUGAUCUCAAAUGUGACAUGGCUCGAAGAGUAUCAACCUCCAGAUAACUUUGUGAUAUGGAGAGUUCCGUACAGAGGUCCAGUGAUUAGAAAAUGAGAAUUACAAAAGAGGUUUAAGCAUAUAAGAAAAGAGCAGAAAGAGAAAGGAGCUUAUCAUCAGGAGAAUAAUUGGAGAGGCUGGCUGCAUAAUGGUCGAGGUUCUUACAUAAUUGUGACCACAUUAAGUUUCAGCCUAUGUCGUUGUAUGAUAAUGUUUACUACAUACAACUUUAUGAUUACUUCACUAGUUUAAUAUUAUAAUAUUUUUUUUCCUAUUUUUAUAUGCAGCUAGCUGCAUAAACAAUUGCUCAUAAACAGUGUUAAUUUAGUUAUCAUAAAUUUUGUUUC